Eremomyces bilateralis CBS 781.70 is the source of this 4746-nucleotide messenger RNA. Its product is annotated as Serine/threonine-protein kinase. The record is from RefSeq and is a predicted model, not a curated record. The annotation marks the transcript as partial. Gene Ontology annotation, molecular function: eukaryotic translation initiation factor 2alpha kinase activity; protein binding; ATP binding. Lineage: Eukaryota; Fungi; Ascomycota; Dothideomycetes; Eremomycetales; Eremomycetaceae. Gene Ontology annotation, biological process: regulation of translational initiation by eIF2 alpha phosphorylation; DNA damage checkpoint signaling. The transcript is spliced from 3 exons.
GGCGCGACGCCGACCGAGUAUGCUCAGAUGCAGCAGGAUGAAAUCGAAGCCUUGAAAGCUAUAUAUGACGAGGAUUUUGUCCUCGUUCAAAACAAAGGAGCAUGGAGCAAGACGGAGACGGGAUUCAGACUGACCGUGAGGUCUACCGUCGAUCGAGAAACGCUGGUGAUCCUGAACAUCGCCUUCACUGCAACUUAUCCAAAGACUCUACCGAUUCUCAAGUUGGAGUCUAGUCAAGGAUUGCGCGGUACGCCUCGUCAACGGAUCGAAGAGAUCGUCAAAACCAAACCUAAGGAACUCUUGGGUGAGGUGAUGGUUUACGAACUCGCAUGUUCCAUCCAAGAGGCCCUCGACGAUGGAGUUCAAUUUCGAGAGGAUGGGCAAGCUUUGCCAAGCUUUGCAGAGCAACGCGCCGAACAAGAAGCGGCGGCGCAGGAAGAAGCCCGACGACAAGAAGAGCAGAGUAAGAGGCGGCAGGAGGAAGCUAAGGAAGAGGAACAGCGGAUGCUGAAAGAAUUGGUGGACAACGAAUUGUCCCGUCAAUUAGCAUCGAGAAGGAAGAGCAAGGUAUUCGAGACUCCCGAACUGGGUUCGUCGCGGGCCAUGAAUGUCAUCGAGUUCGAUCGAACGAUAUCGUUUGGCCAGGUGACGUUCAACAAAGUGACCGCCUCGACCUGCCUUCGAACUGGACCCCUUACCGAAAUCUUCAUGGUGCAACCUCUUUCCCUUACUACAGGAAGCGAUGACGCAUCAUCGCUGCAGCAGAUCUCGGGGAGCAACGUCAGCUCGGGGUCCCGGCUCUCGCGCCAACUCGUGGUCAAGCGAGCAACAGUGAUCGGGACUGGCGAUGUUAAAGCAUCUGUGCUUGGACUGGAGGCGUCUCUUGAAACACUAAAAGGCCUACCACGGCAAACCAACUCACUUGAAGUUCUAGAAUACAACAUCUCGGGAGGGGCGGAUGUAGGAGCAUGGGAAGUGGUCGUCCUCAUGGAGUACGCAGAUAACGGUUCCAUUGAUGCGAUACUUCGUACCUUUGGGACGUUACCUGUGGGUCGGGUGAGGUCAUGGGCGGCGGACCUGUUGGAAGCACUCGACUACUACCACCGGAAUGGCGUGGUUCAUGGGCGGAUCCACGCUCGAAACAUCUUAUUAUGUGAAUCCACAGUUGGGGGUCCCGCCACAGUGAAGCUGGCCGAUGCUUCUUAUCAACAGAGCCUUUAUGAGACGAAGACUACAGUGUCACCGAAGAGGUCCGCUGAUAUGGCCUGGGCUGCUCCCGAGCUACGACAACUCGACAAUGGCCAUAAGACACGCAAAUCGGAUAUCUGGGACUUUGGGGUGGUGUUUUUGCAAAUGCUGUUCGGCCUCGAAUGUAUCCAAGAUUACGAGUCUCCGAUCUCGCUUAUUGAGUCGAAAGGGGUGUCUGAGCCCUUUGCAGACAUGGUUCGGAAGAUUUUCAGGUUGGACGCAAAGAAGCGACCGUCUGCGUUCGACCUUCUUCCAUCGGAGUUCAUACGAAAUGAUAUUCCGCUAUUGAUGCGGCUGACACCUCCACCCCUCUCUCAGCAUUCUUCCUCUGCUAGCAUCCCGCAGCAUCAUGGACGAGCCCGACCUUCGUUCUCUGGUGCUCCUAUGUUCUCCCGGUAUGCUUCAGAUUGGGCAGAACUGGGUAGGCUUGGGAAAGGCGGGUACGGGGAGGUAGUCAAGGCAAGAAACAGAAUGGAUGGGAGGAUCUAUGCCAUCAAAAAGAUCACCCAAAGUUCUGCUGCUCUUUCCGAGGUCUUGUCCGAGGUGAUGCUUUUAUCUCAGCUCAAUCAUCCAUACGUUGUCCGCUAUUUCUCGGCUUGGCCAGAGGACCUCCCUGCAGAUCCUUCUGAAAGUGGAGAUGAUUCAUUUCCCACACUGUCAGAAGCGUCGGAGGCGACGUCUGUGGAUGUUGGCUCGAAUAUUGAAUUUGGAUUUAGUUCAACCGGUGGUCUUGAUUUUAUCAGCUCGUCAGGCUUUCCGAAGAUCGAAUUUGCUGAAGAUUCGUCCGAGGAUGAGACCGAGGAAGAGAAUGGGUCAUUGAAAAGGCAUGGGAAUCACCAGAUUCCUAGCGAUGCCAGUCGUAGCCCGAAGCAAUUUAGGAGGUUCGACAAAUCUCGAAAUGUGAAGACGACUCUUUACAUCCAAAUGGAGUACUGUGAACGUCGAACGCUUCGCGAUAUUAUCCGAAAAGAUAUCAGCGAAAAUUCGGAUGAAUGUUGGAAGCUUUUCCGUCAGGUAUUAGAAGGCCUCGCGCAUAUUCAUGGUCUUGGUAUCAUCCAUCGCGACUUGAAGCCCGACAAUAUCUUCAUUGAUGCCGGUAAUAAUCCUAAAAUCGGCGACUUCGGAUUGGCGACGACCGGCCAACUUCACGCCUCCGACAGGACAGCUGCCGACCUCCCAGACGGCGAUAUGACCAAAAGCAUUGGGACCACCUUCUAUGUCGCUCCAGAGCUUCGGUCCAAUGCUGGAGGUUCGUACAACAACAAGGUCGACAUGUACUCGUUGGGGAUAAUAUUUUUCGAGAUGUGCCAUCCCUUGAAAACUGCCAUGGAGAGAGACAAGACUAUCCGCGCGCUCAGGGAGAAGGAACAUUCGCUACCGCAAGAGUUUUCUGGACCAGCCAAGGCGGUUCAAGCCGGUAUCAUCUUAUCGCUUGUAUCCCAUCGUCCGAGUGAACGACCCGGCAGUGCAGAACUACUGCGAAGCGGGAAAAUCCCUCUACAGUUCGAGGACGGCACCGUUCGGAUUGCGAUCGACGCCCUUUCGGACCCCAAAUCGCCCCAUCAUCAUGAAAUGGUCUCGGCGAUGUUUGCGUAUGGACCGAAUCAGAAGAUCAAAGACUAUACCUGGAAUGUUGAACGUACACACACAUCUGAGGCCCCGGAUUCGCAGAUGACUACCCUUCAAGGGUUUGUUAAGAAACGCCUGGUCUCCAUAUUCAAACGACAUGGGGCGGUGGAAGACCCUCGACCUGCAACGUUUCCCUAUUCGACACAUUAUGACAGCAACAGUGCCGUCAAAAUGAUGGACACAUCCGGGACGCUGGUCCAGUUGCCAUACGAUCUGACGCUUCCCUACGCACGUUGCAUCGCAAGAAGCGCGCCGACGCACGAUCGGACCUUUGCAUUCGCACGCGUAUACCGGGAGACAUAUGUUGGAGGAGCACCCAAGUUCAGUGGUGAAGCCGACUUUGACGUGGUCUCCUACGAUACCGGGGACUCGGCUCUGGAGGAAGCCGAAGUCAUCAAGGUCCUCGAUGAGGUCCUCGACGAGUUUCCGCCCUUUGCGUCCACGCCGAUGUGCUUUCACUUGAACCAUUCCCGCCUGCUAGAUCUCAUCAUGACCUUUUGCAGGAUCAGCAAGCCACAGUGGCACGGCGUGAAAGAGACUUUGAGCAAGUUGAAUAUCCAUCAAUGGACCUGGGCCCGGAUCCGGACCGAAUUGCGAGCCCCGGCGCUUGGGGUGUCUUCUACAUCGUUAGACGAUAUGGCACGGUUUGAUUUUCGCGAUACCCCUGAGAAAGCAAUGUCGAAGAUCCAGAAGUUAUUCGACGGGGUAGAUCCUUCAUUGUCUGAGAAUUUGAAGCCGGUGUUUGAGCACUUUCGUGCGCUCGUACGCUGCACCAAACAGUUCGGCGUUGGACGAAAGGUUUACAUUUGCCCGCUCAGCAGCUUUAACGAGAAGUUCUACGGCGGCGGAAUAUUAUUCCAAUGCAUCUACGAUAGCAAAAAGCGCGAUGUACUUGCUGCAGGAGGCAGAUAUGAUUCGCUCAUUGAGGAAUACAAGCCGAAGGCCCAAGGGCAUUUUACUGGUUGUCGAGCGGUCGGGAUGAAUUUGGGUUGGGACCGUAUUGUUGCGUCGAUGGGCCGAUAUGCGCGCAAAAUGCCGUCCAAACCCAACUACGUGAAGAAAUCCGACUCCGAAGCCUCCGUACUCAGUCAGGUCGCGACCCGCCGUUGCGACAUUCUCGUGUCGAGCACCAGACCGUCGAUCCUUCGUUCGACGGGGGUGAAACUGGUCGCCGACUUGUGGGCAAAUCACAUCAGUGCGGAGCUCGCCAUUGAUGCUCGGACGUUUGACGAACUGCUGGAGCAUUACGACGGAAGCUCUCACAGUUGGAUCAUCGUGAUCAAGCAUGAUUCUCCGCAUUCCGUCCAGCCCGACCUCAAGAUCCGUUGCUUGGCUCGAAACGAGGAUAGCGAGAUACGCAGUUCGGAGUUGCUAAGUUACCUACGUGCAGAAUAUCGAGAGAGGGACCAGCGAGAAGGUACCGCCACGGCAAGCGCGAAGGCUGCUCACAUGACGAGCACUGGAGGUCGGAUACCGGUUGGCGCAGCAGAGGAUCGAAAGAGCAAUGUUUAUGUCUUGGGGAGUCACCGCGGGAAAAGGAGUGGGAAAUGGAACAUUGUGGACUCGGCAUUGGCAUCCGUUCAGGCACUGGCGGCAUCGUUUUCGUCCGCGCCGAUCGUUGCGGUUGAAGCGAAGGAUGACACGGUCAUUGAGGUGAUCCGCGACAAAACUCGACUUUCCGACCCGGAUUCCUGGCGCAAGGUCAUCCACAGUAUGCCGCAAACGGAGAGGACGUAUUGGACUCAAUUGCACGAGCUUCUAUGCCAGUGGAAGGAGGAUGGGCAGGGUGGUGAAGCAGAGGUUCAUCGCGCAGCAUUCUUAUACAACUGGAGGACAGGAACGACCGCAUAUUAUGACCUAGGUCAGUAG